Messenger RNA from Trametes versicolor FP-101664 SS1, 906 nucleotides. RefSeq names its product NAD-P-binding protein. Lineage: Eukaryota; Fungi; Basidiomycota; Agaricomycetes; Polyporales; Polyporaceae. The transcript has 6 exons. The record is from RefSeq and is a predicted model, not a curated record. Gene Ontology annotation, molecular function: oxidoreductase activity. The coding region runs from base 1 to 906 and encodes 301 amino acids.
AUGCCUGCCAACGUCCCCGAACAGUAUAAGAAAGGCUGGAAGCCCCCCUUCCAAGAGCAGUCUGUUACACCUGGGAAGCAGUACAAGCUCGACCCCGCACCUCUGGACGACAUAACCGCCGAUGGCAAGCCAUACAAGGCCGCUGGCAAGCUCGAGGGCCGCAAAGCCCUCAUCACUGGUGCAGACAGUGGUAUCGGGCGAAGCGUUGCCCUCCUCUUCGCGCUCGAGGGAGCAGACCUCACCUUGACGUUCCUGCCCGGCGAGAAGCAGGACGCCCAGGACAUGCUGGAUGUCAUCAAGAAGAAGACAAAUAACGCUCGCAAGAUUAACGUCGUCGAGCUGGAUCUGAGGAAAGAAGAGAACUGCAAGGAACUCGUCAAGAACCACCUCGACUUCCAUGGGAGCCUAGACGCCAUCAUCCUGAAUCACGGGACACAACAAGCCAACACCGACCUCACCUCGUUAUCUACGGAGCAAUGGCAUGACACGUUCGACACGAACAUUCAUUCGUUCUUCUACAUCUGCAAGGCUGCUAUCCCUCACCUCAAGGAGGGUUCGACGAUCACAUUCAAUGCGUCGAUCAACAUGGCUAUCGGCCACCCAGAGCUCAUCGACUACACCGCGACCAAGGGUGCGAUGAUUGGCUUCAUGCGCGCUCUGAGCAACCAGAUCGUCGGCGAGAAAGGCGUCCGCUGCAAUGCGGUCGCGCCCGGUCCCAUCUGGACGCCCCUCAUUCCCGCUACGAUGACGAAGGACGCUAUCGACUCGUUCGGCACGACUGUACCGAUUGGAAGGGCAGGCCAACCAGUCGAGGUGGCCACCGCGUUCGUGUGGUUGACGUCUCCCGACUCCAGCUACGUGAGCGGUCAAAUUAUCCAUGUCAAUGGGGGCGUCGUCAUCGAGUAA